GGCCUCGUUUUCAAUAAGGUCGCUUACUCUUCCCGCCCAUUUUUGAAACCUGCAGAGAACCUCCACCCCUUGGGGCUUCUGCAAACCCUAACAUCCUUUUUUCCCACUCUCUGCAAAAUCAGGGUUUCUGCAAAACCCAAACCCUAACCAUCCAUGUGCAAUUUGCUCUCUUCUUCUCAUAUGCUUCAAUAAACCUCUUUCCUUCUCUCUGCUCAAAUGAGUGCUCCCAUGGAGUUAUCCCCUCAAAUUGGCUCUGAAGCCGAGGCUUCUACAGCUAAUGGACCUUCGGAGUCUCUAUCUUCUUCCCUUUCUUCCAAUGAAAAGGUCUUGGUUUCUGUGGAGAUUUGCUUAAACCCUUCAAGUGCGGCAAAAACAGAAGAUGUUCGUGCUGCUGUUGAAAGGAUGCUUGAAAAGAGGAGUCUAAGCUACACUGAUGGUCCAAUUCCUGUACCUAUGGAUGAUCUCUUUCUAUCAGAAAAUGUGCAAAGAAUCUGUAUCUGUGGCAAAGAUGAUGGGGAGGACAAUCGUGGAAUUCUGUUAUUUUGGCAGGUCCAACCAGUUGUGCAUGUGUAUCAGCUUAUUGAAGAUGGGCCAGGAGAGGAUAUUAGUGGAGGUGAUCUUUCUAGCUUUCGAGAAUGGUUUCUUCCAGCAAGGGAAUUUGAUGGCUUGUGGGAAAGCUUAGUUUAUGAAACUGGUCUUAAGCAAAGGUUAUUACGAUACACAGCGAGUGCCCUACUUUUCACUGAGAAAGGGGUGAAUCCAUGCCUUGUAUCAUGGAACCGCAUCAUUCUCUUACAUGGACCUCCGGGGACCGGAAAAACAUCUUUAUGCAAAGCUCUUGCACAAAAGCUUUCUAUACGUCUAAACAAUAGAUACUCUCAAUCACAAUUGGUGGAGAUCAAUGCUCAUUCUUUGUUCAGUAAAUGGUUCUCUGAAAGUGGCAAACUGGUGGGGAAACUUUUUGAAAAGAUCCAAGAGAUGGUGGAUGAGGAAAGCAACUUGGUGUUCGUUUUAAUAGAUGAGGUGGAGAGUCUUGCUGCUGCAAGAAAGGCAGCGUUGUCUGGUUCGGAGCCAUCUGACUCAAUUCGAGUUGUAAAUGCCUUGCUCACUCAACUUGACAGGCUGAAAUCCUGGCCUAAUGUGAUUAUCCUGACUACAUCAAAUAUAACAGCUGCAAUUGAUGUUGCUUUUGUUGAUCGAGCUGAUAUCAAGGCUUAUGUUGGCCCUCCUACUCUCCAAGCACGCUAUGAAAUACUGAGGUCGUGCCUGCAAGAGCUCAUACGCUCUGGAAUCGUGUUGCAUCCGCAGGAUCAGGAUCAACUCAUCCUACCCAGCUUUGCAAGCUUACAGGGGUGCCUGAAUGAUCCCAAGAUGCCAGAUAGAACAAAUCAACUUAAUCUCUCUGAGCACUUGCUUGACGCCGCCAAAGUUUGUGAGGGUUUGAGUGGAAGAGCUUUGAGAAAGCUUCCCUUCUUAGCCCAUGCAGCACUUCUAAACCCUCAUAUUUGUGAUUCUGCCAAGUUUGUGGGUAUGUUAAUAGAGGCAGGCAGAAGGGAGAUAUCAGAGUUAACCAACUAAACUGUGGCAUGUAUUCUUCCCUUUAUAUCAAUGUUGUUAAUAUGAAAUACUGGAUGUUUGUUUGGAAGUAUACUGAUGUUAGUAAGUGUUUCCAUACAAUGUGGUGAAUCUUAGUGGAUGCAAUCAUAAUGUAUUAUUAAAGGAAAUAGUGUGUGCUAGAUGUAUAUUCUAGAUAUUCCUGAUGGGCAUGGGUCUUCUCUCCAGCUACCAAAACUAGAUACUCGAAAAGCUCAAGCAGAGCCAUUGUCACUGUUAAUGUCAUGGAGGUUAUGUGACUGUACUCUCUCUCUCUCUGUCUUGCUCUCUCUUGCUUUAGUCGGAAG
Messenger RNA from Amborella trichopoda, 1901 nucleotides. RefSeq names its product pachytene checkpoint-like protein. Lineage: Eukaryota; Viridiplantae; Streptophyta; Magnoliopsida; Amborellales; Amborellaceae. Gene Ontology annotation, cellular component: chromosome; nucleus. Gene Ontology annotation, molecular function: ATP binding; ATP hydrolysis activity. Gene Ontology annotation, biological process: reciprocal meiotic recombination; meiotic recombination checkpoint signaling. The record is from RefSeq and is a predicted model, not a curated record.